Messenger RNA from Diabrotica balteata, 594 nucleotides. Lineage: Eukaryota; Metazoa; Arthropoda; Insecta; Coleoptera; Chrysomelidae. The record is from the annotation of a GenBank genome assembly.
UAAAAAACAAAAAAGGAACCACCAGAAGAAAUUAAAAACCCACUUAAGGAUUAAAUACAAAAAAUGUCAACUCUGAGCUACAGCCAGAAACAAGAAAAUCAGAAAUAAAGAAGGCAUUGAAAGAAAAGAAAAACAAAUCGCCUGGAAAAGAUGGAAUAAACUGCAGAGAUGCUGAAAUAUGGUGGAAAAGUGGUAAUUAAUACUGUACAUUUCCUUUUUAACAAGAUAUUAAAAGAAAAAAGAAUCCCAAACAACUGGAAGGAAUCCGUAACCAUUAUCCUAUACAAGAAAGGGGAUAAAGCAGAUAUAAAAAACUACCGUCCUAUAACACUCCUCAAUGCAAUGUAUAAACUCAUAACAAAAAUGUUAACCAAUAGAUUGACGACAAAAUUCGAUGGAUUCAGCACAAGUGACCAUUUACCAAGUAUGAAUACCACAUUCCUCUAUAUAUAGCGUGCAUAGAUUUUGAAAAGGCUUUACUUUUCAAAAAGUAUACAAUCAAUGCGUACUCCCUGUUCUCACUUAUGACUCCCAAACAUGGACAAAAUCAUAAAAACCCAAGGAGCAAUGGAAAGACAAAUGUUGCAUGACUAA